Pistacia vera is the source of this 474-nucleotide messenger RNA. RefSeq names its product NAC domain-containing protein 68-like. The record is from RefSeq and is a predicted model, not a curated record. Gene Ontology annotation, biological process: regulation of DNA-templated transcription. Bases 1 to 474 code for a protein of 157 amino acids. The transcript has a single exon. Gene Ontology annotation, molecular function: DNA binding. Lineage: Eukaryota; Viridiplantae; Streptophyta; Magnoliopsida; Sapindales; Anacardiaceae.
AUGGAAGAUGUAAUAGCAGUAUGGCCAAUAGGGUAUCGCUUUAAGCCAAAGGAAGAUGAACUUGUGAAAUUUUUUCUUCAAAGAAGAGUGAGAGGAGAGCCCCUGCCAUGGAGUCCCAUUAUGGAAUGCAAUCUUUACGGAAACGAGGCUCCAUGGGAGAUUUUUGACCAAAGUAAUGGUCAAAAAGUGUGGUAUUGUUUUACAAAAUUGAAUAACACCGGCAAAAGCAAGAAAAGGGUUUCCAGAACUGGCGGGGGUGGAACUUGGCGCGGCGAGAAGUCUGGUGUUGAGAUUGUUGACAGUGAAACCAACAGAAUAAUUGGUGUGCAGAAAACUUUUGUGUUCAAGAUUAAAGGAGUUACUGAUAAGCUUGUUAGUUGGAUAAUGCACGAGUUUUCUCUAGUGGAGAAGAAAGGUGACGAUAUUGUGCUUUGUAAAUUGAAGAAGAAAACUAAAUCUAGCAAUCAAAUAUAA